Molecule: messenger RNA, 801 nt
Organism: Lepus europaeus (European hare)
Lineage: Eukaryota; Metazoa; Chordata; Mammalia; Lagomorpha; Leporidae
Product: CCAAT/enhancer-binding protein epsilon-like
Exons: 4
Coding region: 1-801 (266 amino acids)
Biological process (GO): DNA-templated transcription; regulation of transcription by RNA polymerase II; myeloid cell differentiation
Molecular function (GO): RNA polymerase II cis-regulatory region sequence-specific DNA binding; DNA-binding transcription factor activity, RNA polymerase II-specific
Source: RefSeq, a predicted model, not a curated record
AUGGACCAAGCACUCCGUGCAGCCAAGAAAAAGGAGUGGGUGAAAAUUCACAAGAACAGCAGGUACGCUUUCGCCACUACCCAUGGGGAACUCAGAACAGACAAAGGCUUUUCCGACGAAGCGCCAAUGUUUCCCCGAUUUGGACAACCAAAGGGCUUCGAGGGCUUCCAGGAGGAACAGUCCCCGGCUUUGCUCUCCGACCUUUCUGCCAUGGAGUCAGCACCUGACAGCAGCCCAGGGAGCUACAACCCUAGGAUUGUGGCUGUGAAGGAGAAGCCCCGGGGGCCAGAGGGCGGCCGAGGUGGCAACUGGGGCAGUUACAAUCCCCUGCAGUACCAGGUGGCACACUGCGGGCAGACGACCGUGCACCUGCCCCCAACCCUGACGGCACCGGGCCAGCCCCAGUGCGUCCCCGAGGCCCCCUUGGCCACCACCGUGCCCCCCAGCAGCCCCCUCGAGGCGCCCUCCUCGGCUAACCCCUCGCAGGAGGGCAAGAAGGCAGUGAACGACAGCCUGGAGUACCGGCUGCGGCGGGAGCGCAACAAUAUCGCCGUGUGCAAGACCAAGCGGCGCAUCCUGGAGAUACAGCAGUGCAUGGCUGAGAAUGAGCAGCUGCGCAGGCGCGUGGAGCAGCUUACGCAGGAGCUAAAUAUCCUGCACAGACUUGCUUUUGUGCUCAUAAAAAUCGGCUGCAAGGCACAGAGAUGUGUUUGUAAACCUGUGUCUGGCAGCGGAUUUGGUGGGCGCAUGGGGAGGCGGCCGGCUGCCGCCUAUCAGCUUAAACUCAAACUCGGAUUUUAA